GUUCACUUUACAGUUUAGCUUAGUUGUGAAUUAAAAUAGGCUUUCUCUGAGUUGCUCAGUACCAUUGUGUUAUUGAUGAAAACAGCUAAUAGCCAAGAACAUGGCAAAAACAGCACAUGAGGAAAUGGAACAGAUGGAUACGGAUGACCAGGAUGAAAAAGAGUUUUUACAGAGUGUACUUAUUAGUUUGCCUGGAGUAAACCCAAGAAGUGAGGUUAUUCAACGUGCACUGCAAGAAAUAGCUGACCCUCUCCUUGGUGAAAACUCACUUCAAAAUGAAAAGAAUAAUGUGUCAAGUGAAGAAGAAAUGGAAGAUGAUGCUGUAAUUGAUCCUGAUUAUAUCCAGAGUGUGCUGGAGACACUUCCUGGCGUGAACCCACGUAAUGAAAUGGUUCAGGAAGCAAUAAAGGUGUUUGCAGAAGAUCAAAUUCGUGAAAGUUCAAUGCAAUCAAGUUCUUUAAAUAAGGCCAAUGAUAAUGUAAAUGAUCCAGAAUACCUUCAAAGCGUCCUUGAGACUUUGCCAGGUGUGAAUCCACAUAGUGAUGUGGUUCAAGCUGUUGUUCGUGAAGUGUCAUCCGUAGGUAACAAUGAGAAGCACAAAGAUCAAGAAGAAGAUGGAAAUUAAGGUAUUGUGCUUCAUAAGAGUUUUCACUUGCCAUUUAUUUCUAUUUUGUGCUUGUUUUAAUAUAUUGUAGGUACAAAGUGUAAUGUGAAAUUUAUUUUACUGUGACAAGUUAAAAGUUCAAAAUGUCUUCUUUUUAUUAUGCACUUAUUUUAUACACAGUAUCUUUUAACCAAUAGGACUUAACAUAUUUUUACAAUCAUGAGUUUUAAAAUAUUUAUUUCGUAUUAGAUUUGUUGACAUUAAAAAAGAUCCCUGUACUUAUAAUUGUACCGUUGAAACAUCAGAUUAAUUCACUCUUUUCGUGUAUAUUGUGAAUUUUUGAUGAUUAUUGUACAUUUUUUUAUGUUUUGUGGAAUAAUGCAGCUUAUUUAUUUUUGUAAAUAAAACCCAACUUGCCUACAUUUUGCUUUGGUUUUGCAUUUAUCACUUUCCAUUUGAUAAGAAGCAUAAUUGAAAAUACCUUUGAGUAAAACUACAAAUAUAAAGAUUAACAAAUCACGAUUUCGGUUGAUAAAUAAACAGUUUGGAGCAGAGUCCGUAUAUAAACAU
Ciona intestinalis (vase tunicate) is the source of this 1174-nucleotide messenger RNA. The record is from RefSeq and is a predicted model, not a curated record. Lineage: Eukaryota; Metazoa; Chordata; Ascidiacea; Phlebobranchia; Cionidae.